AUGUAUAUAUCUAGAGGCUUAUCCUUGGCUUUUUACACCUACCAAACACACCUCUAUUAAAUAAUGACAUUUAGCAAACAAUUUGUAGUGUAUAAAUAUGUGAACUCUAACUCCAUCAUUUGCAUCACACUCGUCACUAAUCUUCGAUUUCCGUUUCGCUAAUCUUCUUCGGGUUCCAAAAGUUAUCUCGUUUUACUACUUCGAUCGAGUCAUUAACAAUGAAGUGUUGGAUCGCUACUUUGUUACUCGUCACACUAAUUCUCGGGUCCGCUUUUCUCGAAUCAACAGAAGCAACAUAUCCAAGCUUUUGUGACUCGAAAUGUGGCGAGAGGUGCUCGAAGGCUGGACUGAAGAAGAGGUGCAUCAAGUAUUGCGGUAUUUGCUGUGCCGCAUGUAACUGUGUGCCAUCUGGCACUUACGGGAACAAAUCCGAGUGCCCUUGUUAUAGGGACAAGUUGAAUUCCAAGGGCAAAUCCAAGUGCCCUUGAUUCUUGAUUUUUAUAUUUAAUUUUAUCAUUUGGGAUUUCGUUUUUUUCUCUUCCGAGUUUAUUCCUUGUAAUGUCGAUUUGUGUAUGUUUUACUUCUGUCUAUGUUAAUAAGAUGAUGUGGGAUUUGCUUAAAAA
Erythranthe guttata (spotted monkey flower) is the source of this 623-nucleotide messenger RNA. Its product is annotated as peamaclein. Lineage: Eukaryota; Viridiplantae; Streptophyta; Magnoliopsida; Lamiales; Phrymaceae. The record is from RefSeq and is a predicted model, not a curated record.